AUGUCCGAUGACGACUUCAUGCAAGCGUCCGACGAUGAGGAGUAUGAUUUCGACUACGAGGACGAUGACGAUGACGAGGACUCUGGAGCGGUCGACAUCGAGAACAAGUACUACAAUGCCAAACAGAUGAAGCUAUCAGAGCCGGAAGAGGCCAUAGACGAGUUCUUGGGAGUACCCGAUCUAGAGCAAGAGAAGGGCGAUUGGGGCUUCAAAGGCCUGAAGCAAGCUAUUAAGCUCGAGUUCAAGCUAAAGCGCUAUGAGAGGGCAAGCGAACACUAUGCCGAGCUUCUCACCUACGUCAAAUCCGCCGUCACUCGAAAUUACUCUGAGAAGUCCAUCAACAACAUGUUGGACUACAUCGAGAAGAGCUCCGACGACCCGGAGGCAGCCAAAUGCAUGGAGAACUUCUACUCUCUCACCCUGAAGUGCUUUCAGAACACAAACAACGAGCGGCUCUGGCUCAAGACCAACAUCAAGCUCGCCAAACUCCUCCUCGACCGGAAAGAUUACCACUCCGUCAUGAAGAAGCUUAAGGAUCUUCACAAGGCGUGCCAGAAGGAGGAUGGCAGCGAUGAUCCCAGCAAGGGCACUUACUCUCUCGAGAUCUACGCCCUGGAGAUUCAGAUGUACGCCGAGACAAAGAACAACAAGCAAUUGAAGCGGCUCUAUCAGCGUGCGCUCAAGGUACGCUCGGCUGUACCACAUCCCAAGAUCAUGGGUAUCAUUCGAGAGUGCGGUGGCAAGAUGCACAUGAGCGAAGAGAAUUGGAAGGACGCACAGAGCGAUUUCUUUGAGUCGUUCCGUAACUACGAUGAGGCGGGCUCGCUCCAGCGAAUCCAGGUGCUCAAGUACCUGCUCCUCACCACUAUUCUGAUGGGCUCGGAUAUCAACCCAUUCGAUUCCCAGGAAACCAAGCCCUACAAGAACGACCCUCGCAUCGCAGCCAUGACCGAGCUGGUGGAUGCUUACCAGAGGGAUGACAUCCACAAGUACGAGGAUGUAUUGCAAAAGAACGAGGAUCUGCUCGCAGAUCCUUUCAUCGCCGAAAACAUCGACGAGGUCACACGCAACAUGCGCACCAAGGCAGUCCUCAAACUCAUUGCCCCCUACACUCGGAUGAGGCUCUCUUGGAUCGCGAAGCAGCUCCGUAUCAGCGAGGCCGAAACCCAGGACAUUCUGGGCUUCCUUGUUGUCGAUGGCAAAAUCGCUGGCAAGAUUGAUGAGCAGACCGGCACCCUCGAGAUCGAGUCGUCGGCCAAUGGUGAACGCAUCCAGAGUAUACAGGCCCUGUCUGAGAACAUGGCGUCCUUGUACGCCACUGUUUUCAGGGACUCAGACGGCUUCAGAACAGGGCACGAAUUCAUAACGGAGUGGGAAAGCGGACAAGAGGUCAAUCUGGCAGCGAGGACACGAACGGCCGGCAGAGGCGGUCCGAUGCGCAAAGGCAAGAGCAAUUGGGGCGCUAUGGUCUCUUAG
This is a messenger RNA of Thyridium curvatum, 1476 nucleotides long. RefSeq lists its product as uncharacterized. The coding region runs from base 1 to 1476 and encodes 491 amino acids. Gene Ontology annotation, cellular component: COP9 signalosome. NCBI's taxonomy places the organism in Eukaryota, Fungi, Ascomycota, Sordariomycetes, Thyridiales, Thyridiaceae. The transcript has 2 exons. The record is from RefSeq and is a predicted model, not a curated record. Gene Ontology annotation, biological process: protein deneddylation.